AUGAAUCAAUUUGGAGUAAUCGCCAGGCACUUUUCAAGUUCCUCAGCAGUGCAAAGUGCUAUUAAAAAUGUAACAGUUAUAGGUGGUGGGUUGAUGGGCUCCGGUAUAGCACAGGUAGCUGCUCAAGCUGGUCAAAAUGUGAUACUUGUAGACGUCAAUUCUGACAUUUUGGCAAAAGCCCAGAAGUCUAUUGGUAACAACCUGGGCCGUGUUGCCAAGAAGAUCUAUAAAGACACCCCGCAAGAAGCAGAAAAGUUUGUUAUAGAUUCGAUGAACAGGAUUAAAACAGCAACUGAUGCUUUGAGCGCAUCUCAGACUGCUGAUCUUGUUGUUGAAGCUAUUGUAGAAAACAUUGAUGUCAAGCAUCAGUUGUUCCAGAAGUUAGAUCAAGUUGCACCUGACCAUACAAUUUUUGCAUCAAACACUUCCUCCCUUUCUAUUAAUGAAAUUGCUUCUGUCGUCAAACGGAAAGACAAGUUUGGUGGACUGCAUUUCUUUAAUCCUGUACCAGUCAUGCGUCUCUUAGAAGUGGUACGCGGUGCAGAGACAUCGGAAACAACUUACAAGAGCAUGAUGGACUGGGGAAAAUCUCUGGGCAAGACCUGCAUCACUUGCAAGGACACACCCGGAUUUGUUGUGAACAGACUACUUGUUCCAUACAUUGCUGAAGCCAUUAGGCUGUUUGAGCGAGGAGACGCAUCUGCACGCGACAUAGAUAUUGCAAUGAAACUUGGUGCUGGAUAUCCUAUGGGACCAUUAGAAUUGGCAGACUACGUAGGACUAGACACCAACAAGUUUAUUCUGGAUGGCUGGCACAAGAAGUUUCCAGAGGAACAGCUGUUUAAACCUAUUCCACUACUUAAUAAGUUGGUGUCGGAAGGUAAACUUGGGAUGAAGACCGGCGAGGGUUUUUACAAGUAUGAAAAGAAGUAA
Molecule: messenger RNA, 933 nt
Organism: Parnassius mnemosyne (clouded apollo)
Lineage: Eukaryota; Metazoa; Arthropoda; Insecta; Lepidoptera; Papilionidae
Source: the annotation of a GenBank genome assembly